Colletotrichum abscissum is the source of this 477-nucleotide messenger RNA. RefSeq lists its product as uncharacterized. The record is from RefSeq and is a predicted model, not a curated record. The coding region runs from base 1 to 477 and encodes 158 amino acids. The transcript has 2 exons. Lineage: Eukaryota; Fungi; Ascomycota; Sordariomycetes; Glomerellales; Glomerellaceae.
AUGUCUGAGACAUUGGGACUGUGCUCGUGGAUGAUCGGAUCAGUGAUCAGUGGCUUGCUAGACCCCCACUCCACGGAAGCCUGCCCCUCAGGCGUUCUUUUGGAAAUGUCACUCCGGUCGCCUACGGAAGAGUUGGCGUGCACCGUACCAACUGAACGAGUCCAAUCGUCCUCAACGCCCCUGACGCCAAGCUCCGAAGUUCUUUUGACAUCUCGACUCAACCUCCCUAUUCUGGAUGGUGUCUGGGAGGACAAUGUAUGUUCCCUUCAAUUUGAUGCGGUCAACGUCAGUGAACAACUUCUGCCAGGGUAUGCUGUUCAUGAUGCAAGCCGAUCUCAUCUGGGACAGAUCGGAGAUGAGCAGGUGUACUCCGUACGGGUAGAAGAACGGAAAUCACUAGACAUUCCCAAGAGGGGCACAAAGCGACGAUGGAGAAGGGCACAAAGCGGCAGGACGCGCCAUCAACUCAAUGAUUGA